Patella vulgata (common limpet) is the source of this 3526-nucleotide messenger RNA. Its product is annotated as growth hormone secretagogue receptor type 1. NCBI's taxonomy places the organism in Eukaryota, Metazoa, Mollusca, Gastropoda, Patellidae. Bases 317 to 1600 code for a protein of 427 amino acids. The record is from RefSeq and is a predicted model, not a curated record. Gene Ontology annotation, cellular component: plasma membrane. Gene Ontology annotation, biological process: G protein-coupled receptor signaling pathway. Gene Ontology annotation, molecular function: G protein-coupled receptor activity. The transcript is spliced from 2 exons.
UGUUAUUGCUAGUCGUUUAUUGAUUGGUAAGGGUCGGAAACUUUCACAAGGUAGAUUUCGACAGCCGUCAAUGUUCUCAGCACCAUCUUCAAUAACUAUGUUCAUAUCAGCAGAAAGGGCAAUACGAAUCUCCCUGUUGCUAGCGGGUGCAACAUAAAUGGUAUAUUUUCUGUUUUUCAACACCAUUAUAUGGAACUUUUAACAUAUUUAUUUCAACUUAAAGAUUGUCAACAUAAGAAGAAACAACAUGUUGUUUUUCUAUAAUAAAUAUCCAGCAAUGAAUACAUAAUACUAAUCAAUCUGAAAAACCCAAAUCAUGACUUCAUCGGAUUACUUCAACAUUUCGGUCUCAGAUGACAUUGUGGAAACGGAGAAACUUCUUCUUGAUCCUGUAUCUGAUUUGGAUGCCACCAACCCACUGAUGAAUAUGUCUAAUCUGACAAAUGACUCCUCAUCAUGGAUUCAACUUAAAUCCUCUCCACCUCUGGCAGAUUUAUUAAAGGACUUUUAUGAAUACCAAUUAGCGUUAAAUUUAGUGAUUUGGUUAUUCCCUGUGAUAAUAAUUGGAGGUACUAUCGGCAAUCUACUAAGCCUUGUCGUCAUGUUACGAAGAGAAAUGAGACAGACGUCGACAUGUUUUUAUUUGGCAACGUUAGCAAUCACAGAUACGUCAGUCUUGUAUAUCAGUGCUUUUAAAACCUGGAUUCGGAUUUUAACAGGAUUUGAACUACUGCAUGUAUCCAAUGCCGCGUGUAAAGGGAUUAUGUUUUUAGUGUAUUUCUUUAAUCAUUUUUCCGCCUGGAUUAUAGUUGCUGUUACAAUCGAAAGGUUUUUAGCCGUAUGGUUUCCAUUAAAAGCUGGAACUAUGUGCAGUGUUUCUCGGGCAAAAUUUGGAACGUUUGUGAUUGCCAGUGUGUUUAUUUUGGUGAAUUCUCAUUUAUUCUGGACGGCCGAGUUGGUAUCAACAACAUCAUCAAUGAGUUCAGAUCAUUUAAUGUGCAUAGGAUAUGUAUAUAAGACAUUUGUCUGUAAAGUAUUUGCCUGGAUAAAUUUAAUGCUCUACACAUUUCUCCCAUUUAUAGUGUUGCUAAUAUUCAACAUUUUGAUUAUAAUAAAUCUCCUGAAACAUAGACAAGUUCUAACAAGCACCAUGACGAAAGAUGACCAACAAACGAGAAACAAUCAUCGAAAACUGGCCAUAACCCUACUGACGAUAUCUUUUGUUUGGAUCAUUACAACCAUGCCCUUCACUUGUCACGCCCUACUGAAACCCAAAUCUCAGUCAUAUCAUGAUAUAGCUGUGAAUUUCUUGACCAAGUUUAUAUGCUAUUGUUUGUUCUAUACGAAUCAUUCCAUCAAUUUCUGUCUGUAUUGUAUCACAGGACAGCGGUUUCGACACGAGAUGAGAAAACUCUUCUGUCGUAAACAAAAGAACAAACCCAUUACUAAGAUGACAUUCAAAACGAGUGGUAGUGGCCAUGACAGUUCUUACCCAUUAAUGGAGAACGUUUACAUGGAUGUUAUCAAUCAUUCAAAUACAACCGGUAAAAAUGUACUACCAUUACAAAGUAGCCAGCAUGCUGCGGAAUUAACACAAUAGUGCCACAAUUUCGACAUCUGCGGCCUUAGUUUCUUUAAAUGUUCUCUUUAUUCUGAUUUUAGAUGUAAGAGUUAAUUGUAUACAGCCUGUACAUAAUUAUUUCUUAUUCCGGUUAAUAAUUCUUUUCUACAAUAGGAAGGCAUGGUGUUUGACAUCUUAACACAAUAUGGACACUGUCGAGACAUACAGUUAAUGUGUGCAAUGUGAGAAUUUUGAGACAUACAGCUAAUGUGGGAAUUUUGAGCCAUACGGUUAAUGCGUGCAAUUUGAGAAUUCUGAGACAUACAGCUAAUGUGGGCAAUGUGAGAAUUUUAAGACAUAUUGUUAAUGUGGGCAAUGCGAGAAUUUUGACACAUAUUGUUAAUGCGUGGAAUUUGAGAAUUCUGAGACAUACAGCUAAUGUGGGCAAUGUGAGAAUUCUGAGCGAUACCGUAAAUGCGCCAAUUUGAGAAUUCUGAGACAUAUACGGUUAAUGUGGGCAGUGUGAGAAUUUUGAGACAUACGCUUAGUGCGUGCAAUGUGAAAAUUUUGAAACAUACGCUUAUAACGUGCAAUGUGAGAAUUUUGAAACAUAUCAAUGUGUUAAUGGGUGGACCCCUAUUUUCCACCCCCUCCUAAUGAUUAGACAACACUAUCCUUGUCAGUACAACUAAGUGAAAUGAAAUGAAAUGGGGUUUAACGUCCUACUCCUAAACUGGGCUAAUGCGACGGAGUACAACUAAGUACCACCUCCCAUGCCAAGAUUUCAACGCAUGUUAAUCUUAUCUGGAGUACAGGGAUCUCACCACUAGAAAACUGUGGCCCCCUAAAAUGAUAACCCUGCAUAAUUUAAUCCAACUUAUCCUUAUUUAUAUUCAGUCAAUUCAAUACUAUACGUACAAUGACAACACACCCCCUCCCCCAAAAUAUCCUAAAGAUGGGCCUUACCAGAUUUAACCACGCACUACUACGCGCAAACAAUAUACAAUAUACGUAUUAUUUCUAUCAUGUGUAUACAAUAAACACAGCCAUAAAACUUACAGAAUAUUCCACAAAACAGGCCGUAAAUAAAAAUAAUCAUUCAAUUCCAAAUGUUAGUGUGUUUUAGCUGCAAAUUGGUUGUUUUGCUUAUAAAUUUGUUUUAUUUUUUAUACUUGUACAUGUUUUUUCACUUUUUCCAUUUGUUUAAAUUGUCGCUUUUUAUGUCUCAGUCAUCAAUAGGAUUUUUGUCAUACAAUUUAAAGAUACAAUCCAACAGAACUAUAUGGGGUAGUUAUUUCAGAGGGAGCGAGAGAGAGAGAGAGUUUAAUUUCAACUGACACAAACUAGGUCAUUUUGGGAUUAACAUAUGGUUUAAUCUGAUAAUAUGAUAUAAGGGGGAUUUGAAGUAAACUUUUCACAGAUAAAUUAGUUUUAAGUAUGUUUUUAGUCCAAAUAUAUUAUAAAAUCACACAAUUUGUAAGCGGGAAGGCAUCUUUAAUUUAUCUUUAUCAUCUGCAGGAAAUGACAAAUGUUACCAAAUUUUCAAUUCAUCAUAUCUGUGUAAUGUAACUUUUGGACUGACAUUCCUUUUAGAGAUUCCACUAUCACAAUAUCGUAGUUCAUAAGGGAUGAAAAAUCCUCAAAUGAUCAUUAAAAUAAAGUUUCCUCCCUUAAAUGAUCAUUAAAAUAAAUUUUUAUCCCUUAAAUGAUCAUUAAAAUAAAGUUUCAGCCCUUAAAUGAUCAUUAAAAUAAAGUUUCAGCCCUUAAAUGAUAAUUAAAAUAAAGUUUCAGCCCUUAAAUGAACAUUAAAAUAAAGUUUCAGCCCUUAAAUGAUCAUUAAAAUAAAGUUUCUGCCCUCAAAUGAUCAUUGAAAUAAAGUGGCUAUGUCAAAGUAGAAAUUAAUGAAAGUCAGUCGAAGACAUAGUCAAAUUUCAGAUAAAAUUUAUUUAUCAUCAAAUUGUACAA